CAUGCAUGGACCCAUAGAUGAAAUAUUAAGGGCCAGGUUUUUGCUCCUCAUCCUAUUUUGAUCAAGAUGGCCAUCAGGUGUGCUUUGGCAAUAAUGCUUGUUGCCCUUUCUUCAGUCAAAGGGCAGGAUCAAGUAGAAUGUAUCCACCCAUAUUUAGAAGUGGGGGGACGUUGCCUCUACAUUGAUCCUUGGGUCAAAGGACCUAUGAAAACCAUCAGAGACAUGUGCAAAUACCACAAUGGUGAGCUUCUCUGGUUGGACGGUGUCUAUGACUGUGACUUUUACAGGGCUCUUAUGGACCAUCUUCAUGAGAACAAACUGAAUGAGCACGAUUACUGGCUGGGCAUCACUGACGAGGGCCAUGAAGGAACCUGGAGGUAUGUCAAGAAUAAUCAAGAAGUUAGAAUGGGAGCACCUUACUGGAUUGGUAACAACCCAGAUGGUUUGGAAAAUGAGAACUGCGCUGCCAUGCUCAAAGCAAAUGCAUAUUACUGGGCAGAUGUCAAAUGUGAUUUAGAAUUAAGUGUCAUUUGUAGAUAUGCUAAAUAACAUCAAGACAGGUAUCACAUGAUGUGAAAAUUUUGAUUACCAAGUUUCUAAAAAUUAGAGAGAUUUCACUGAA
Messenger RNA from Macrobrachium nipponense, 622 nucleotides. RefSeq names its product perlucin-like protein. Bases 67 to 549 code for a protein of 160 amino acids. Lineage: Eukaryota; Metazoa; Arthropoda; Malacostraca; Decapoda; Palaemonidae. The transcript has 4 exons. The record is from RefSeq and is a predicted model, not a curated record.